Hypanus sabinus (Atlantic stingray) is the source of this 7028-nucleotide messenger RNA. It is a transcript of the gene ctbp2a, whose product is annotated as C-terminal binding protein 2a. The transcript is spliced from 9 exons. Lineage: Eukaryota; Metazoa; Chordata; Chondrichthyes; Myliobatiformes; Dasyatidae. Bases 2240 to 5326 code for a protein of 1028 amino acids. The record is from RefSeq and is a predicted model, not a curated record. Gene Ontology annotation, molecular function: NAD binding; transcription corepressor activity; oxidoreductase activity, acting on the CH-OH group of donors, NAD or NADP as acceptor.
CCACCUUUGACAUUUUCCAGACUGAAUAUGGAAACUAUCAUUGAUAAAGGAUGAAGUUCUUCUCGUGUUCUGUAAUUUUUCACGGCACUUUACUGUUCUGUUUCUCAGUAAAGUGAUAGAUCUAAGGAUGCUGUUGUUUUUAUAAAAUCAGUUAUGAUUAUUUGUCCACUGGUUAAGCAGGGCUUCCAGUGAAGAGUUUAAAAACUUUUCAAAAAUAGAUUUAAACAUCCUUUUUGACAUUUUUUGAUAAUUUGUUUUAUUGCUUCAUCUCCUUAAAACAGUGAUCCAUGUGUCAUACAUUUACUCCACGUUCUUUUGGACCGUAUUUGGGUAUGGUAUUUGAAGUACUGCAUCAUGCUGAAAAAUCUUUUGAGAGCAGUGAAAGGUUAAACAUUUUUCUAAUGAAUGCUGCAUAAUUAAUGAACUCAAAAGGCUCCAACAGUGAAUCAGAAAGCAAUCUUCUCCAUCCACUGAAAUGAUAGGAUUACGGGUUCUACUUUAAUUACUAGUGACAGGCCGGAAAUUCCUUCGUCAACAUUGACGCUGUAGUUGAUCAUUCCACUCAACCUUUAAAAUUCUCCUUAAUAUUUCAUGGAAGAGACUAUAUUUGCAAAUUUGCAGCAUUAUAUUAAGAUUGUCCUGUAAAUUGAGUUGGAACUGAUGGAGGUUGUCACCAAAUUCAUUUUCAGAAUCAAUGUACCACUUGUUCUUCAGAUGAUGGUGACGAUGGACUUGGAUAUUUUCUGAUGAUCACCCCCCUCUCUACUUGGAGGGAGCUAUUGUCUGCUCUCACAGCGUGGGAUUAGGUGGCCACUGUCUGUUAUCUAUUGACCAAUUAUCACCCUAAGCGAAUGGGUGCAAAACAGCAUUCCUUUGGAGUCAAGUUCUAUACACGUUUUCAUGCUCCUCAAUGGGAAAUUAAAAUGAGACAACAAUUGUUAAUAGGUAAAAGAAAGCACCAAAAUAUCCCCUGUCAAACUGUCAAAUAAAAUGCAAAAUAAUCAUUUAUGGAAUAUCAGAUUUCUUCACACAUGUAGAUAGGUGAACGUAUAUGGUGACGUUUGAGGUUUAAAAAAUGAAUUCGAUUUGUUUUGUUAAUGUUUAGAUCAACCUAACCAGCAAGUGUAUUAUUCACUAAGUCUAUUUAGGAACUGGUGCAGCUGAAUCCUAACCCUUCUGGUUUUGGUUCCCUGAGGUUUGCUGACCCCUGCUCUGUUGACAAGGCUGCAAAUUAGAGAUUACAUUCUGACCAAUUUUCUUUGAGAGUUGGCAAAAGAUGUUUUCUCUUCGUGGUAGUGAUGUUUGUUGAAUCUUGAGUUGGGUUGAUAUAGGUUAGCAAACGUGACUUUGCUUAGAAAAUUAAAAAUACAAUUACAGCAUGGCGCAGCAAAAUUUCCACAUUUUUCACUUUUUUAAAAUUUAAAUUUAAUUUAAAUACAAAAUAAAUUUCAAUUUAAUUUUAAUUUCCAGAGUUUUCACAAUCCAUGUGCAAAAAAACCUUAAAAUGUCAAUAGACUGAAAGGAUGAUUCUAAUUCUUUGCUUAUGCGGUUUAAAUUUCUAUAUUAUCAACAUUCCCUUUUGCUUGCAAUUUACUUCCAGCUAUUUUUGCUGGAUUAGUAUCUCAUCAAGAUGGAUUUGAAUUGUGCUGACAGUGAGGGAUUGUCAGGGUUUUUUGCCUCUUUAAUUCUCUCUUCCCCUUUUUACCACAAAGUAUAAGGUCCUCCAUUUAUAGCAACGUUUAAAAAAUGCAGAACGCAUAAGCAAUUUGCUAGGAAAUUGCUUAGUGGCUUCAUUUUAAAAAUUGCGAAUCUGCAGCAUAUGACCAGUGUAAGGUUUGGAAUGAGCUCGGUUGAUGUCACAAAGAGCAAAGGCUUUACUGGUUUAAUAUAGUGCUUAAUCCAUGAGCCCUGUCAUACCAGUUGUCUGCACAAGCAGUGUCCCAAGCAGGAAAGGAUAAAUGUGUGGAUUAAAGAAUCUACCCUUUCUAUCUGCAAGCUGACACACAAAGAGGAUCUUUCAUUUGGUCGUGGAUUGAGGCUUGGUAACAAGGUGCGUCAUUUUUUUGUUUCUUCUGAUGUUUCUUUGGAUUAAUAAUUCAAGCGGUACUUUGUAAUAGAAAACCUGCAGUUGUUUGGUUCUGGAGUCCCACUGGGGCUCAGGUGAAACCAGCCUGCUUUGUUUCAUGUUUUAUAACCAGAGGUCCCGCCUCUUUAACUAAGCUGAAGUCAUUUUAUUCCAAUGCCUGUCCCUAGCAAGCAUACAACUGUUGGCUGCUCUCAGAGCUGGGACUCUAGCGGAUGGUACAAAGACAACUGGGACAACAACAGCACAUACGACUGCCAGAGGCCUAGCAGGAGACGAGGUUCGCUGACCUACUCCAGCAACGGUGUCUACGACGGCAGUGAUAGCGUCAGAGUUCAUGGUCGCGACAUUGCAGGAGGGUAUGAACAUAAUUACGAACAUUACAGCCAUCCAGAUUCUGGGUUUGAUGAAGAUUAUCCCAGUCGGUAUGAUCACAGACUUGUGAGAAAAUCCUCUGAGUCCGAUCUCUCUUGCUCCCAUGAAAAGCAGGCCGUGAUGACCGGACGCAACUCGGUGCCUCCACAGGAUUACUAUGGUGAGCCUGGCGUGGCGCUUAGGCCAUCUGAAGAGGCACGGUUUUAUAGGGAUCAUAUGCUGAGCAGAUCAGCGCCGAAUUAUGGGAUGUCAAGUGGGAGAAUGUCUUGGGACCACUCACAGGGGAGGCCCCCUCCCCCUCCUGAGGUAAACCGAGUGUACCAUGAUCCUUCUGGUAAGCUGGUUCAUGACGGACAGAAAAUACGUAGCCGAGAUCCUUCUCCCGCCAGGUAUGGCGCUGAAACUCCUCUCCCUCGUUAUGGGGCUGAACCGCCACCUCUCUCUGGUAAGCAGAUGUACAGUGUUGCCUCUGGUCAGCCACUGGACUCCACCAGCACACGACAGAUUACUCCAACGUGCUUAGUCGUGGAUCCUGCCACUGGGUCUCGGUGUGAGAACAGCUUGGAUAGAAUGCUGUGUCCUGGCACGCUAAACCAAAGCCGUAGGCCAGGAGUGGCAACUCGAAUGAUGUCUGAUUACGGCACACACAGGGACGGUUUAAUUUCAAAGCCCAUUUAUGAUGGUUAUGACAACACCAUGCUGGCCCGCAGCCACCUUCCUGUGGGAAUCCCCGGGCAAGACAACAAAGCUGAGUUUCUGGCGCUGCUGCGCUCGGAGGGUUUAUCUGAGAGCACAAUUGCAAACCUGCUGCAGCAAGGCUUCGAUUCGACCAGCUUCCUGGCCAUGCUGGAGGAGAACGAUAUCAAGUCUGUGGCGCCGAACCUGGGUCAGGCCCGUUUGCUGUCGCGGCUCGCCCACAAUUGCAAGGUGGACAUGCAGCUGCGGCAGGAGCUGCAGAGCAGUGGCGGCCGCAUGAGAACGCGUUCAAACAGCUUCAGUCACAGGACCGAGCUAAUGCGUAAUGACUAUGGCGUUCCGGCAGGGGUGGUCCCUUCGAUGGAUAAUCCCACUGCUCAGCAGCUACCAAUGGCUUUGCAACCAAUGUCACCCAGGCUGGCCGAAGUGAGCCGCCGACCAUCCAGUGCCCCUUCCCAACAUCUCCUCGAAACUGCUAACUAUGGGUCCUCUGGGUCUGGGAGACUUGGGGGCCAUUUUCCAAGCGUGACAGGUUACAGCAGUCCCACCCCAAUGGGGCUGCAGAACCUCCGAUCAGGGCCUCUCUACCUCGCUCAGUCCGGAAUAGCAAUGAAUACACAGCAGGCCACUCCAAAUCCAGGGCCCAAGACUGCCUACUCGACUACUUACACUGUGCCCAUAGAACUGAUGACGAGGGAGCGCAGCUCAACUCAGUCUUUUAUGCACAGCCCGCACAACAGUCCUCGGAUUCUCCGAAAGCCAGGAACGCAGGUGGAGUCCACACUGGUACCUACAAGCUCAGCUUACCAGCUGGUGAACACUGCAAACCCAAAAGUGACCAGACGUACUGGACCUCCAGUCAUUGUCUCCACAAUGGCAUCACCUGAACCAAGUAUCCGUCCUCAAAUUAUGAAUGGACCAAUGCAUCCGCGCCCUCUGGUGGCACUGCUGGAUGGCAGAGACUGUACCGUGGAGAUGCCAAUCCUGAAGGACAUGGCAACUGUUGCUUUCUGUGACGCACAAUCUACUCAGGAGAUUCAUGAAAAGGUUUUAAAUGAAGCCGUAGGUGCAUUAAUGUACCACAAUAUUACCCUGACGAGAGAAGAUCUGGAAAAGUUCAAAGCCCUGCGAAUAAUUGUACGGAUAGGCAGUGGAUAUGACAACAUUGAUGUGAAGACUGCAGGAGAGCUCGGGAUUGCCGUGUGUAACAUCCCGGCUGCAGCUGUGGAGGAGACAGCCGAUUCCACUCUCUGUCACAUUCUUAACUUAUACCGACGGAACACGUGGCUGUAUCAGGCACUGCGUGAGGGGACCCGAGUACAGAGUGUCGAGCAGAUCAGAGAGGUGGCAUCAGGAGCUGCUAGAAUCCGGGGCGAAACACUUGGACUCAUCGGUUUUGGUCGCGUUGGCCAGGCUGUUGCUGUUCGAGCUAGAAUCUUUGGGUUUAAUAUCAUAUUUUACGAUCCGUAUUUGCCGGACGGAAUUGAGAGAGCACUGGGAGUUCAGCGCGUUUAUACUCUGCAGGACCUGCUGUACCAGAGUGACUGUGUCUCAUUGCACUGCAACCUGAACGAACAUAACCACCAUCUUAUUAAUGACUUCACCAUCAAACAGAUGCGACAGGGCGCGUUCUUGGUUAACACAGCACGAGGCGGAUUGGUCGAUGAGAAGGCAUUAGCUCAGGGCCUGAAAGAGGGAAGGAUACGAGGAGCUGCUCUUGAUGUCCAUGAGAGUGAACCUUUCAGUUUCACACAAGGCCCAUUGAAAGAUGCACCCAACUUGAUCUGCACACCACACACAUCCUGGUACAGUGAGCAAGCAUCCCUAGAGAUGAGAGAAGCAGCUGCCACUGAGAUUCGUAGAGCUAUUACAGGUCGAAUCCCAGAUAGUUUAAGAAACUGUGUAAAUAAGGAUUACUUUGUUACAACUGCUGCCUGGCCAACAAUGGACCAGCAGGCUGUCCACCCAGAGCUCAAUGGAGCCACCUACAGGUACCCUCCUGGUAUAGUAGGUGUACCGUCUGCUGGAAUCCCAGCGUCCAUGGAAGGAAUGGUUCCCGGUGGAGUGACCGUCUCCCACAACCUUCCCGCAGUAGUGCAUCCGUCACACACUCCAUCCCCCAGUCAGCCCACAAAACACGAAGGCGACAGAGAGCACAGCACUGAGCAAUAGCACAAUGCAGAGCUCAUCCAGUUUUAGGGUUGGGACCAAGAGACACCCAAAAUAUCAUUAUGAAAAUUGAAUAUUUAUAGGAUAUUUGAGACUUGAAACUCUUCUAGGAAUUUGUACUCUCUACAGCUACCAGCCUCGAGAAGUCAGUGUUAUCUAAGGAUGGGACUGAAAACUGCAUUAAACUCAAGAGAAUUCCCUCGACUCAACACAAACUAAGAAGUAUUUUACAAAGUGUGUUUUCCGAUGAAAUGUCCCUGUUGAUAAAUGUGUGUCACGUUUCUUCAUAUCUUUUAUCUGUUGAUCACAAGUUUUACUGGGUAGAUUUUUUCUUAUAAUUUGAAGUAAGUGUUCGAUAGGUGAUAAGAGAGAGUGAAAUGUGCUAUUGACAGAAAAUGGUAGCCUUAGGUGUGGAGUUUCAAUAAAAGUAGCUUGAAGCAUUUUCCUUCAUCUCAGGAACAAAAUCUUCUGUAUUAUUGGUUGGAAAGUUUGGCUUCAGAUCAUUUGUUCCUCAAAGUGUCUCCCAUUUCUUGAACAAAAACAAAACCCUCUAUGUCAUAAUCUUUUUUUCAGUAUAAGAACUCACCUCGUGCGGAUCAUGUGAAUCAAACAGGUUUAUUUUCAGAUACAUCAAUGCAGUUUCUUACCAGUGAGAAUGAUGCAGGAGACAAGAGCUGUAAUACUAGAUAUUGCAACUCGUCAUGACCUUGAGGGGUUGACGUGGUUACAGCAGAUUUUCUUUCCAUAUAAGAUUAAGCAGCUCACUUAGCUGUGAAAGUCAGAUGGAACAACAGAUUCAAAUUCUAAAAUCCUUUCCCAUUCACUCCUCUAACUGAUCCAGGUCAUAGCACUACCCACACAAAGCUUUUGUUCAUUUCUAAACUUUUCCACUAUCAAAGAUUUUCUUGGCACUCAACACACUGGACGUUAUCAAACUGUCGCCUGAUUUCACUUAAAAACAGCAGCUCAAGUUACAUAAACAGAUUUCAUUAAAGCUUAAUUUUUGUUUAAUGUUGUUUUCAGAUAACAAGUCUCUAGUGUUUUAUUUUAGUUAUAUUCAGUUGCUGAGUGAAAGACUAAUUGAGAUGAAUUUAGUAUUGCACAUUAUUAUAGUCCGAACUCCUGAUUCAAACCUUUACCUUUGCUAAUUGUGUUUAUCGUGAUUCUCCUCUGUUACUAUUUUAUAGGGUUCUAGCAAUCAUUUCUUGUAUGGAGUUUUUAAGAUUUUUUUUAAAUCAGGAAAAGCAAAUUGUCAAGUGAUUUCUUUGAAUCUAUGGAAAGCGCAUACCACUGCUGUGAGUUGGGGAGGGAAGAGAUGCUUGCUGUACCUGGAUAUUAAUCUACCCUUUUAAAAGAAGGGUUGUCAUAUGGAGAUCAAAAGUAUGCGUGUGUGAAAAACCUUGUUUAAACAUUCUUUUCAGCUUAAUGUGUUCUCAUUUAAACUAGAAAGCUCUUUAUUAACGUUUGUUAAAUUGUGUCAUAAACUUGCUGUUCAGUUGUUUAAAUGUGUGCUGCCAUGUUGGGUUAACAUUACUAGUGUUAAGCCUUUUUCACUUGAAACUUUUUUGGUAGCUGUGCAGUGACAGUUUCCAAUUGCAGGAAAAUCAUUUUUUUAAAGUCAGUCUUUCAAUUUCUAUAUUUCUUCAACAAUUUGUGUUAACAGUGAAAAAAUAUAAAGAAUUAAAACUAUUGCAAUUAUUGUUUG